Homarus americanus (American lobster) is the source of this 651-nucleotide messenger RNA. Its product is annotated as pro-resilin-like. The transcript is spliced from 3 exons. Gene Ontology annotation, cellular component: extracellular matrix. NCBI's taxonomy places the organism in Eukaryota, Metazoa, Arthropoda, Malacostraca, Decapoda, Nephropidae. The record is from RefSeq and is a predicted model, not a curated record. The coding region runs from base 90 to 455 and encodes 121 amino acids.
GUUGUCCUGCUACGUCACGCAGGAUGGGAUAUAAAUAGGCGAGGCUCCCCAGCAGCUGACAGUGAAGUUUCCUCCACCGACACGACACAAUGAACGCCAAGAUCCUCCUCCUGCUGGGUGUAGUGGCCGUGGCUGCUGCUGAUAGGCGCCCCUCCUUCUCCUACUCAGCUCCUCGGGCUUCAUCUGAGGAGAGCGGUCCUGCUCAGUACAACUUCAAUUGGGCCGUCAACGACGACUCCUCAGAGAACGACUUCGGUCACCAGGAGACGCGGGACAACGAUAACACCAAGGGGUCGUACUCUGUGCAGCUUCCCGACGGUCGUCUGCAGACUGUGACUUAUUACGUGGACGGUGACUCAGGCUACAUUGCUGAUGUCAAGUACGUCGGAGAGGCUCGCUACCCUGACUCUGAUGAAGUCAGGUCCUACACCCCACCCAGACGCCAGUACAAUUAAGACUAUAACUCGUCCAGCAGAGGACACGUUCCUCGAAUUUGUCCCAGACGAAAACACCUGAACUUGCUAAGUAAUUUAUUUAAUUCUUCUCAAAUGACAAAUAUCGUUUCUAGUACAAAAGCUACAUGUAAUUCUUAUUUAUUGAAGCUCUUCUUUUAUAUAUGUGAAAAGUGAAAAAUAAAAUCAUAAUCAUUCA